UGGUAAUGGCGCCGGGCCUGCUCGCCGCCCCGGCCCGGGGGCAGCCGCGGGGCGCUGGAGGGCGGCGGGGGGCGCAGGGGCACAGCCCCGGGGCAGCCCUCGGGGGCGGCGUCGCCGCGGGCUGCUCGGAGGGGCGCCGCCGGCCGUCGCCGUGGUGGCUGUGGGGUGCCCUCAGGUGUCCUCUCUCCUGGCAGGCCGAGGCAGAGGAAACCCUAAGGAGGAUCCAAGCCCACAAAGGGGUUGUCGCAACUAUUGUUAUAAACGCUGAAGGAAUUCCAAUAAGAACAACUCUUGAUAACUCUACAACAGUCCAGUAUGCAGGUCUUCUUCAUCAGCUCACCAUGAAAGCUAGGAGCACAGUGAGAGAUAUUGAUCCUCAGAAUGAUCUAACCUUUCUUAGGAUCAGAUCAAAGAAACACGAAAUUAUGAUAGCUCCAGAUAAUGAGUAUCUCCUGAUCGUUAUUCAGAACCCAUGUGAAUAGUCCUACCAUGGCAAUAUUAAGAGACAGUGAUGUAGUUCUAGUUCUUAAACUAAUAUUACUUGUUGAUAUUUAAUAUCAAACAUAGCACUAUGUAAUUUUACCUAAAGUUUUAACUCAUGACUAUUACGUUGCUAAUUUAAAGUUCUCAGUUGUAGCUGUAUCAAUUUGUGUUUAAGCAAAUCGUAAUGCAUAUAUCAAAAUAUCCUAUGUUUGUCUUGAU
Falco peregrinus (peregrine falcon) is the source of this 702-nucleotide messenger RNA. It is a transcript of the gene DYNLRB2, whose product is annotated as dynein light chain roadblock-type 2. Gene Ontology annotation, molecular function: dynein intermediate chain binding. The coding region runs from base 6 to 482 and encodes 158 amino acids. Gene Ontology annotation, biological process: microtubule-based movement. The record is from RefSeq and is a predicted model, not a curated record. Lineage: Eukaryota; Metazoa; Chordata; Aves; Falconiformes; Falconidae. The transcript is spliced from 3 exons. Gene Ontology annotation, cellular component: cytoplasmic dynein complex; centrosome; cytoplasm.